AUGAGCUUUGAACUUUUUUAUGAAAUUCCGGACAGAAGCAUUUCUCACUGCUCUAGAAAACUGAGUGUGGAUUCUUUUGUUGGAUGUUCUUCAAAAUAUCCCAGCAGUGUUGGUGAAGUACUGAUUUCAGAUAACUUUACUCAUUUGCAAGAACACGUCAACUUUAGUCUUCUGAACCUUAUGAUUGUCAUUCCGCUGCACUUAUUUAUCACUCCAGACGUUAUUUUAUUCCUGCGCCGUUCCGAAAACGUGGCCGGCUUGUUCGUUUUUUCACCUAGUUUUCCCAACUCCACUUUUGAGUACCCUUCGGGUUUUUCCGAGAAUACUUUUUGCCCAAAUGGCGAUUUAACAUUUUAUAAUGAAUCGCGGCACUUGUGUGAUGGAGAUCCGAAGUGGAAUCCUCCAGCUUCUGAGUAUGCCACAAUUUCUUGGCCUUUUCCUGUCGUUCUUGCAGAAGGGAGCGAUACGGAGACAUGGAAUAACAUUACCGAUUGUUAUAAUUCAUAUAAUGUGAAUCCUAGUGAUGACACACGGUGUUAUAUGGAAAUUAGGAACUUCAUGUCUGCUGUGAAGUCUUCUCAAACGUGUUACUCACGUGAGGUUCUUUUAAGUCACCACUUUGAGGUAACAAACCAGAAUCAAAUAGGUGGAGUGAAUUUGAUGCUUCGCGCCAGAGCCUUAACGGCAACCAAUCCCAACGCUACAACUCCAGAUCCCACUCUCCUGGUGGUUUCUCGCAUAGACGCUCUUAGCAUGUUUGACCGCAGAGCGACCUCCGCGCUGGCUGUCUUGCCCGCUGUCAGUGUGAUGGUUUCGGCAGCUGCUCAUUUGCUAAAUCAGCCAGACAUCAGGGCCGGCAGGAUGAGAAAGAACCUGUUUUUCCUCUUCUUGGACAAUGAGGCCUUGAGUUUUAUGGGCUCGCAGCGAUUUCUUUUUGAUCUCACACACGAACGUAUUGCGCAGGCAUCAGGUCUUCCUCUAAAUGCAGAAUCCGUGGAGUCUGUCAUUGAGUUAGCGAAUAUUGGUCUGCCCCAAGAGGAUGAAAGGAAGCUUCCUAUUUAUUAUCUUCUCUCUGAUCCUGAUAUUAGUCGACAGGUAGCAGGCGGUCAAGGCAACGAAGUCCUUUUUUUAAAUGGCAGCAUCGUUUCUCCUACACUAUUGCCUCCAAGCUCGUCGACACAGCCACUCCUUAAAUAUUUCAUGCAAAACGGUCGCCCACUCAGCCACAUCAUCAUUUCUGAUCGUCCGGCUCUUCCGCCCUUCGCGGACACUUUUGUAGACUCAUUUCUCGAUACUCGCUGGCCACCUAGCCCUUUAGCUAAUGAGCACCUCCUUCGAUUAGCCAAUCUGCUUGCCGAUAUGCUGCACCGAGUAAGUGGUGAAGAGAUCACCGAAGAUUCGUUACCCAUUCCAGAACCGAUAAGUGGUGUGAAACCGGCUGAAUUGAUGAACUGUUUCCUCAAGGAUCCUGGCUGCAACCUUUUGCGAAUGCAUUUGGAUCCCGAGGUGGUGAAUUUCCUUCUAAGUCUCAAGGGACCUAUCCCAAUGCAGACAUAUGAGCCAGUGGACGGUCACAGUUGGCGUGUCUCUCACGUGGUAUCACAUCUCCUCAUGGGCCUCACCGGUCAUCGUUUAAAGAAGUGUCCCCCUAGUAAAGAUUUUGGCGCUUUCACCUACAUGUACGGCUAUUAUAACGGCUCGACGUGGUGUUACCAAAGCCUCAUAGAGACUGUUACAUCCUUCUUCUUCCUCGAAGACGAUGCGGUUGCAGCUCCUGGCUGGGUGCGCAGUGUGCCAUUUCAGAAUCAACGCUUCGUCCGCCUCUUUCGCUCCGCUUCGUCCUCAGAGGACAAACUUGCGCUGGCGCUGGGAAUCGUUCUCACUGCUAUCACCGCGCCCAUCGCUCUGUUUAUGAGAGCUUUCACCGAUCGCAUAUUUCCACGAACACACGACCCACACCAUCAGUCCUGUUAA
Molecule: messenger RNA, 1974 nt
Organism: Hydatigera taeniaeformis
Lineage: Eukaryota; Metazoa; Platyhelminthes; Cestoda; Cyclophyllidea; Taeniidae
Source: the annotation of a GenBank genome assembly